AUGCAACCUCUAAACCCCUACCUGGCCGCCUUCUUCAAGAGCUCCCUCCCUGCCCAGUGCACCCCGGUCCAUCACCAUAUUCUGCUGGUGCCCUCAACGGAUGUUCUCCUCUCCUACCGCGAGACCGAGAGCGGCACUGCCCCCGGGGAGGUCAUCGCAUCCGAGGACUUCCUCGCCAGCCAUGUGCUCAAGAUCCCCAGCCCGGCCGGUGUCGCGGGCGGCAAGGACGGCAACCAGAACCUGCGCGAGGUGAGGGGCAAGGCGAAACAAUUCUCUACCCUCAAUGGAAAGAGUGUUGUCAUUAAGGACUCGUUUGUCUACAGUAACAAAGGCUUUAAAACGCUUGCUCAAGCCCAGCUCCUCAACGAUACUACCUGGUACCCUGACGUCUUCGAACCACGACAAUGGCUUCUUUACUUUAUAUCGAGACCCCUGGUGGGUACCUGGGAGGAGGUCAAGAUCAUCCCCGCCAUCUUCGUCCCCGGUGUACGGAAGCGCAGGAUCGCCGAGCAGAAGCAAGGCCCGAAUGGCGAGUCCAACGAAAAUGCGGCCCCACGAAAAAAGGACAUCAAGAGCUUUCACGACUUGCUCAACAGUUUCCCGAUGAUCGCUCGGCAGAUGCAACCUGGCCUUGAGAAAUUGUUCCUUGAGUUUACCAAUAUCUUCCACAAACCACUCCCUCCGCCUCCAUCCGCCGCCCACAUCCCCGAUCCUGAACCAGAUGGACCCUUUACGAGUGCCAUGAAAAAAGCUCGGUCUAGCAACAUGCCGGCUAGGCCGGGAGAGGAUGGGGUUGGUAGGUUACCGGUGACGGAGAACUUCUAUGCCGAGGAUGACGAGGAUAUCAUGAGGGCCUCGCUCGAAACCGCCGUCACCGCCGCUAUCGAUUUAUUCCAGGGUGUGGACAAACAACAGCUGUCGUUGCUGGGUGCCACAACCGAUUUGACUGGACCUCUUGUCGAAAAACUGAUUGAGCGUUAUGUAACCGAGAAUGUUCACCACAUGCUCUUCCCGCGGCUCAACGCGCUCAAGCGACCAUACGAUCUGGAACUUGAAGCUAAGAUUAAGAAGAUGCAAUUUGUCGACAUUUCUCAACUGGGAAUUGCCAUUGAUGGCGGAUCCAAGGCCAAGCAUGAUCUUAUUAUCCAAUUGAGCUCGGCUGUGGAGGAGUUUAAGAGAAUUUCCGCGGCAACAUGCCCCCAGGUCAUGCUGGAUCUGCUGCUCUCCACCAUCAAGAUUGUCUCCCAGUUAACGGACACAUCCAAGUCACAGACGGUGCCUGCAGAUGCUUCUGCAGAAAAACCAAUCAUGACUGUUAACGCCGAUACCCUGGUCUCAUUCCUUCUCUACGUGGUUAUCCGAUCGCAGGUCAAGCAGCUUCAAGCCCGACUCAUCUAUGUCCGAAACUUUAUAUUCAUUGACGACGUCGACAGCGGUGAGUUGGGAUAUGCGCUGAGUACUUUUGAGGCUGUAUUGGCCUAUCUUGUGCUUGAUUCAGCUGGCCUGCGCCGUGCUAGUAGGAGGAACAAAGCGCUCUGGGAUGCGGCCAAGGGCGAGAGCCUUGAUGAUCUGAAGAAAAUCAUGGAGCCGGAUGCGAGUGCUGCGGACGAUGAGGAUGAUUUGUCAGAAUCGCCCACAUCUAGCCGGCGAGCGUCCAUGGCUAGGAAUCUGCCGAGUGGCACUUCGAGAAGGCCUUCGCUAGCAUUGACACUGUCUGAGCGAUUCUCUCACGGAUCAGGCCUGAGUCAUGUGUUCCCCUUCCAAACGAAUGGCAAUGCCGAGACGCCUGAUUUCCAUCUUCCUAUUCGAAGAAUUAAGAAGGUAGCAAUGGACACUCGGAGCCUCUCGGAAGGGUCUGAGAUCUCGUUUCACUCGCGCACUGGAAGUGUCGGGACUAUUGGCAGUGCUCUAGAAGGCGACAUCUCAGUUGAAAGGCUGUCCCAAACCAACAACUCCUUCGGAGAAUCGGUUCUCAUGAUGGCAGUUCAAGGAGAACGACUAGAAGCUCUGAAGUACCUCCUCUCGCUCUCAGAAUAUUUCCCUGCCCGCGUCAUUCUUGAUGAUAUGAACUGCGAAGACACAACCUUACUGAGUGCUGCUAUCCAGCUGGGCAACACGGAGCUUACGGAUACCAUUCUGGAAUUUGUUGUGUCCAACGCGACACUCGCGCAAUUGACGGAAUACCUGUCGCAUCAAGAUAUCUGGGGUCGCAGCGUUGGCCACUACCUUUUUCAUGCACCGAACUUGAUCAACAAAAUCGGCCGACUAGUGCCCUGGAGGCAACGGGACAAGAAUGGCCAGACCCCUCUAUUCGCCUUGUGUCGGUCGUAUGACCAUGGCCACUACUGCGAAAUGGUUGAGGCUGGUCUAAGUGCAGCUAUGGUAGCCCAGCACGAUGGACACGCUCUGCACCUUGACGAACAUAUUGACGCAAAGGGGAACACGCUACUACACAUCAUUAACGAUGCGAGCCUUGCGCUUAGGAUCCUGCAGUUCUGCGACGUGGAUGUGAAUGCAACAAACGAAAAGAGGUUCACGGCGUUGAUGGUGGCUAGCAAGUAUGGCAGAUACGACAUGGUGCGGUCACUCUUUGCAGACCCGCGUGUGGACGUGUCAGCCAAAGAGGUCCGGGGCCUUACGGCAGUUGAGCUGGCCAAGGACGAUGACGUGCGGAACAAGAUUGACGAUCUCGCUCUGUUCAGUAUGCCUCCUGGACGCGACGCCCGCAUCACUGGGGUGGUGAGGGCCUUCUUUGUGGAGGACGCGACGGUGCGAUUAGUCCUCAAGUCGGCAGCACCCACGGACCACGAUAGCUACACGGUUACGACUAGUCGACGAUCACUUUCCGACUUUGAGCACCUGCCCACCCUACUUGCGCUAGAGAACCCAGCAUCGUGGAUUCCCUCAAUGUCAGAUGUGCGAUCGCCGUUCCAGAUACCGUCGAAGCCAUCAAGGGCGAUCCUACGGGAUAUGCAGACCCGAGCCGACUGGUUCCUGAAGAUCAUGCUCAUGCACCCCACAUUUGCGACACACGAGAUGUUGUGGGAGUUCUUCCUGGUACCAGAGCUGCAGCUGGAAACGAUGGAGCAGCGGACGUUGCUCAAGGCUGAGACGCGGGUAGAGAAGGUGAGGGACGAAUACGAGCCAGUGGAAGAUGUAAGGGAGGUGGAGCAGUUUGUAAACCACGCCCGGGAGAUGAUUCGAAGUGUCAACUACUCGACCAAGAGCGCCGCGAGACGAUCCAAUAACCUGGGACUCGUAGUAGCAGACAUGUACGACUCGUCGGUUUUGCUGCACCGAGCAGUGUCCACGCUCCCCUUCCUCCCCCCACAACACGUGGAUGCGUUUGAGAUGUAUGUCAGGGCCAUCAUGCCAACACAGUCAAAUGCACAGGGGACCCUUCACGCUACAUUCCUAGCUCUCCAAUCAACGGUCCAGGCUCUGUUGGCCUCGUUGUCUCGGCCGCCCGCCAUCAUAUCACAAAUGAGAGCAGCAAAGCGAGAGGCGGACAGAAAUUAUAGCACCAUGAACCGGUCGAGAUGGCCACUAGGACUCUUGGAUGACACUCGGCAGCGACUCUACGACGAAAAGGAGGAACGUGCGCGCAAGUCGCGAGAAGAGGCAGCGAACCUGGCAAGAGAGCUGCGAUACACACAGCAGACGGUGGCAGGGGAACUAGCAGGGUGGCAGGACCUGCAUGAAAAAAUGGGCCGACGGGCGAUUCGAGAAUUCGCCCGGGGAAUGGUGGUUCAAGAACGGAUGAAACUAGAGGGUAUGUUGCGAAGCCUGAGAAAAGUGAGGGCAGGCAAUGAGGAGCGUGAGGUGGACUUGUCAGGCAACGGGGUCACACCGUCAGGUCCCUCUUCGCCCAGAAAACGCGGGAUGACAGAAGCUGAGCUGGCAGCAAUGGACGAGACGGCGGGCGGUGGCGAGGAUGGGUAA
Messenger RNA from Ilyonectria robusta, 3942 nucleotides. RefSeq lists its product as uncharacterized. Gene Ontology annotation, cellular component: early endosome; late endosome; tubular endosome. The coding region runs from base 1 to 3942 and encodes 1313 amino acids. The transcript has 3 exons. NCBI's taxonomy places the organism in Eukaryota, Fungi, Ascomycota, Sordariomycetes, Hypocreales, Nectriaceae. Gene Ontology annotation, molecular function: guanyl-nucleotide exchange factor activity; phosphatidylinositol binding; SNARE binding. The record is from RefSeq and is a predicted model, not a curated record. Gene Ontology annotation, biological process: early endosome to late endosome transport.